Pimephales promelas (fathead minnow) is the source of this 1774-nucleotide messenger RNA. RefSeq names its product glycerol-3-phosphate dehydrogenase 1b (gene gpd1b). NCBI's taxonomy places the organism in Eukaryota, Metazoa, Chordata, Actinopteri, Cypriniformes, Leuciscidae. Gene Ontology annotation, cellular component: cytosol. Gene Ontology annotation, biological process: carbohydrate metabolic process; glycerol-3-phosphate catabolic process. The record is from RefSeq and is a predicted model, not a curated record. Gene Ontology annotation, molecular function: glycerol-3-phosphate dehydrogenase [NAD(P)+] activity; protein homodimerization activity; NAD binding.
CCACAGGAAUGACAGGGUUCGCUCCGGUCCGUCAGCGGCUCUCAAACACACCGAAGUCCUUCAGCCAGUCCAGCCGGGGCAGACGCGCAGAAUGGCGGCCAAGAAAGUCUGCAUUAUCGGGUCUGGCAACUGGGGUUCUGCCAUUGCCAAGAUAGUGGGUGCCAAUGCAGCAAAGUACAACACUUUUGACAGCACAGUGAACAUGUGGGUGUUUGAGGAGAUGAUCAACGGACGCAAACUUACCGAAAUCAUCAACAACGAACACGAGAACGUCAAAUACCUGCCCGGACACAAGCUGCCACCCAAUGUGGUUGCAGUUCCAGAGCUGUUGGAUGCAGUCAAGGGUGCAGAUAUCCUCAUCUUUGUCAUCCCGCACCAGUUUGUGUCCCGAAUCUGUGACACCAUCAAGGGUCACAUCAAGACGGACGCUGUGGGAAUGUCCCUCAUUAAGGGUGUGGAUGAGGGUCCUGACGGACUGAAACUGAUCUCUGAUGUCAUUAGGGAAAAGCUAGGCAUCACCAUGACCGUGCUGAUGGGAGCCAAUCUGGCCAAUGAGGUCGCUGAGGAGAAAUUCUGUGAAACUACCAUCGGGUGCAAAAGCAAAGCUCACGGGCCGCUGCUGAAGGAACUGAUGCAAACACAGAACUUUCGUGUGACAGUGGUGGAGGAGGCUGAUGUUGUGGAGAUCUGUGGAGCGUUAAAAAACAUUGUCGCUGUGGGCGCUGGUUUCUGUGACGGUCUGAACUUCGGUGACAACACCAAGGCCGCUGUGAUCCGCCUGGGUUUGAUGGAGAUGAUCGCCUUCGCUCGGGUGUUCUGCACAGCCAGUCCGGUUUCUUCCGCCACGUUUCUGGAGAGCUGCGGCGUCGCCGACCUCAUCACCACCUGCUACGGGGGACGCAACCGCAAAAUCGGAGAAGCGUUCGCUAAAACGGGAAAAUCUAUUGAGGAGCUUGAGAAGGAAAUGCUGAACGGACAGAAGCUUCAAGGUCCGGCAACCGCAGCAGAAGUUCAUCGGAUCCUCAAACACAAAAACCUAGUGGAAAAGUUUCCCCUGUUUAAUGCGGUUUAUCAGAUAUGUUAUCAUAGUCAUCCGGUCAAAGGGUUCAUCACCUGCCUACAGAAUCAUCCAGAACACAUGUAAAUCUCCAUUAUGGCUGUUUUAGUUGUGUCUUAACACCAUAAGAGUGUCUAAAUGUUGUAAAUUAUCAGUACAUAACAUUUUAUUUUGGGUAAAAAGCAUUGUAAAGGAAGUUUGUCCUGUUUUAAAGUACUACACUCUCGCAAAGUAUUUUUUAGCAUUUCUAAUUCUGUAAUUUUGCAGCCAAUAAUGAGAAAGUGCCUUAAAUUUUGAGUCCUUAAAAAGAAUUAAAUGAAUAUGCUCAUGUAAGAAGUGCCAUAAAAACAAAUUUCAUUCACACUUUGUGUCUUGCAUCUCGAAGCAAGUGAGAAAUGAUUUGAGUUUGCUAUCAGAAAUGACUGAGGAUGAGGCUAACAUUGAAUCCUUCAGUCCAGUGUGUCUCUGUACAUUGAUAUCUCUCUCUAACACACACACACACGGAUGAAUGUGACCUUUACUUUCUAAACUCUAUCUCUGGCGCACUACAUGUUCACCUUUAACAUUUUAGGUGUUCAACCUUUGACCUUUACUUGAGGGCAAGCAAACUCCUUAAAGAAACAGAACACUGAUUUUAAUUUUUAAUGUUUUCAAACUGCACUGCAGAACAGAUCUUAUAUUUACCGUACAACAGAUAUUAAAGAAAGGUAUGUCUUG